AUGUCUUCGAAUACUAGUGAACGUCUUUCGGAAUCAGACCGUCUCGAAAUCUUGGAGUUUCUCCGUGAUCCAUUCGUCGCUUCGUUGAUCGAAACGCAUCCGAACCGCUUGGUCGCCGCUUCCUCAUCGUCAUCGUCCGUCCCUCGAGGUCUUAAACGGCUCGACUGGUGCGACUCGACAGGGACAUCGUAUUCAGAUGCGGACUCUGGUGGUCAAAAGACACAGAAACAGUGGGAAACCCUUGUUCAGGCAUACAUCGACUCGGACGCACGGGAUGGAGGUGUGACUUGUGCGGAAGAUAUCCCGGAUAAAAUCGCAAGGUACAUAGAUCGAGCGAAGAAAUUGGACCUCGACCGUUCUCCAGAAAAAUGGGCAUCCGAGGCUGAUUCUACAGCCGGAUGUCCUUCCGCAAACAUGGCAGCAGUUCGACCACCUUCAAUCCCCGGCAUGUCACCCAAAAAAUCCCACGAAGUCUCACGCAUGGCGAGUUACAUCGACCAUCUCGUGUCUUCGUCGCCAUGUCUUCGUGGCGUUAGACAUGUAGUAGAUGUUGGUGCUGGACAGGGCUACCUUUCACGAGCAUUAUGCGACCUUGGAUUUCAUGUCCUUGCUCUCGACGGGAGCGACGUGCAGACGAAGGGCGCGGAGCGUCGACGGCAGUGGGAACAGAAAGGGAAGACUCCGGCAUCACGCACUACCGGAGUCCCAGAGAAAAAUGGAGCUGCCAGUGUAGAGAUUUCCGGGCGUACUAGAACUAGAGGGAGCUUAACGCACAAGACCAUCCAUAUCACACCUUCGACUCUGUAUCAAGCCGUCACAGCGUGGAUACAGGACGCACCAUAUUCGUAUUCGGACGACUCGUCAUCGACGGAGAACUUGAACACGCCAAUACCUGUCCUCGUCGUCGGCCUCCAUGCCUGCGGUUCGCUCACACCGGAUAUUCUCCGGGUGUUUCUCUCCUUUCAUGAUUCACCGCCGAACACUACCGCACCUCCGCAUAUUACUACGUGGACGCCCAAAGCUGCGGUGGUUGUGGGUUGUUGUUACAAUAUGAUGAACGCAGAAGAUUUCCCCCUCUCCAAAGCCUUCCGAGCCGCUCCCCAUGCAUCCCCAUCCCCAUCUCCAUCCCCAUCCCUAUCACUAACGCUAACACCCUCCCACCUGCAACUCGCCGCCCAAACCCCCUCGCACUGGUUCGACACGCCGACAUCAAAAACUACCACCGAGCUCUCCAUCCGCAAAGUCGUGUUUCGUGCUCUGCUCGAACGGUUUCUCCCCGUUCGUGAUCGUGAUCAUAGUACUGCGCCAGAGACUCAGAGAUACAGCAGCGAUGCAACGCGACCAAGGGCAGAGGCCUGGAGGGAAGAGGGAAAGGAGAAGGCGAAGAGGUUAGGUCGACUGCCUGACAGUGCGUACGCGUCGCUCGAAAUCUUCCUUGCGAGGGCGUGUCAGAAGUUCGAUCUAGAUCUGGAGGGGGUCAUGUCUUCUGACCUCCUCUCGGACUCAAAAGAACUGCAGAAGUGGAUCACAAGACUAGAAAUCCUCCACGUCCUUCGAUGUCUCGCCGGACCUGCGAUAGAGAGUAUGGUCGUUCGAGAUCGACUCUGCUGGCUGAGGGAGAGUCUUCACUUGGACUCUGACCCACUGGCAUGUCGUGAGAGUGGGAGUGUGGAAGACGGCGGUGGAGGUGAUCAGUCGAGGUCCAAAGGGACGGUAGCAACCGCCAGUACUGACAGGGACAGGGACACCAACGGUAACAGUCAGUGGGACGUCCGCCUGGUGGGCUUAUUCGACCAGGCAUUGGGGAGUGCGCGGAAUUUCGGGAUCGUCGUCGUUCCCAUUGACAGGGUCGGGUCCGAGUCUGCGGAGGUUAAUUGA
This is a messenger RNA of Stereum hirsutum FP-91666 SS1, 1878 nucleotides long. RefSeq lists its product as uncharacterized. The transcript is spliced from 6 exons. Bases 1 to 1878 code for a protein of 625 amino acids. NCBI's taxonomy places the organism in Eukaryota, Fungi, Basidiomycota, Agaricomycetes, Russulales, Stereaceae. The record is from RefSeq and is a predicted model, not a curated record.